Molecule: messenger RNA, 2586 nt
Organism: Aureobasidium pullulans EXF-150
Lineage: Eukaryota; Fungi; Ascomycota; Dothideomycetes; Dothideales; Saccotheciaceae
Exons: 1
Coding region: 50-2326 (758 amino acids)
Source: RefSeq, a predicted model, not a curated record
CUCCCUCGAACCUUAACGACUCGACUUUUUGGAUGCAUUGAAGCUCCUCAUGGCGGCCGAUCAGAAUGACGCUUUUGAUGCUAUCAACAAGAGCAAAUUCAAGGAUCUGCCUCCGAUUCAAACUUCUUUCAAGGAUAAACCUUUACCGGCCAUAAAAGAGCCUCCAAAGGAUAAUGGCAGAGAUACACCAAACUCAAACAGAACCGGACGUGGGUAUCGAAGAUUGAAUCCCAAGUCUAGUCUAUUUAAUCUCUUCAGUCGACCAAAGGUGGAGAAGCAAAGAGGAUUCAAUGAGUCUGGUUAUGCUGCCACCCCAAUCAUCGAGCCUGGAAGAGAUACACCCAGCCCGGACCUGAUUGUGCGCGAACCUGCACCUCCCUCUAUUAAUGGACCGCAAUCGGUAUACCGACGACCCAGUACCUCACUUUCAGUACGUGAAGAUCCUCGCAAACUGGCACGAAGCCGAACACCAACGUCAGACGAUGUCAGAGAAGAAGACGAAACGCCUGCAUUGCCUACACUAUUCGACAUUUACUCGGACUCGAGCAAAGUGACCAUCGCACAAGCCAUCGACGAAUCUGGCGCAUCUCGUUUGACACGACCUCGGAAAUCGAACGCCUCCCACAUCAUCCCAGCACAUAUUCAUGAAGAGAGAAGAGGCAGUGUCGAUAGUAUCAAGGGGGAACACAAAGCACAAAGCAGGAGCGGACGAAACUCGCUCAGCCAGGGACCUUUCCAACGCAAGAUCUUUGCCCUUUCCAACGAUGGUCUCAUCCUCCAAUACCCUGAGAAAGGUGGUGGUGAGAGACUGCCUGAGCGAGCUCUGCAACUGGGACCCGAGUCUGUUGCUUUUGCUUGUGACUUGGUGCCUGGAAGACCAUAUGUGUUACAGGUCGACCAAAAGCCAAAUGCUGUCUCCGAACAUCACAUGCUUCAUUCGCAAACAUCACUUCUCACCAAGAUUGGACUCAAGGACAACCUCCCUCGUGUCGGCGAACAUAGCAUACUCAUCAUCCUUGACACUGCUGAAGAGCUUACUUCUUGGAUGAAUGCUGUGAGAAAGCAAAUUCUCGUCUUGGGUGCCGUCGUUGGCGAAGGUGUCAAGCCAGACGCAAUCGAGAAGCAGAGCACUACUGCGCCUAAACUGCGAAUAAAGCAACGGGUUUCGAUAAGUCAACAAGACCAGCCAUCAUUCACCAACUUUUCAUUCCCGAAGACCAGCCCGGAGUUGGGCAGCACCGGAAGAUUGAGACGCGACUCUAGUGCUGCAGUUGCACCUACCAGUCAGCCAGAAGUGACUGAGAUCAUCUCGCACCCGCGAAGAAACUCCAAUGCGACGAUCCCUCGCAAGCCGUUACCAGAGCGCGAUGGUAUCGAAAGGCUCAAGAAGAUGGCUUCUUUCGAUACGAUGGGAUCUCACGACUCACCCUUGUCUGUCACUACCCACGACUCAGCUGUCAGUUUCGGCAUGAGCGCAGGAAAGCGCAUGCUCCGUGAGAAGAACGCAUCUCAAAAGUCGUCGAUAGGAUCUUUGCAUGACGAAUUUGGUACUGAUAGUCCUAUUCUUCCUCGAUCAGCAACCACUGGUCAACUUGAACGUCCAAAGCCGAACCCCGUUGUCGACAGACCUCGUCCAGACUCUUUUGUUGCCGACUUGCCUCUGCUCUGGCCAGCACGUAAGCCCUCCGAAGCAGUGUUGGCAUCCAUCAAUCAACAAAUAUCAUCACCACCGAUGAAGCGUCUGCCUCUGAAGGUGAAUCCUUCAUCCAACAGCAUGUCUCUACCUCGACAGAGGCCUUCACAUUCACCUCAAAAACCGACUCCACCACCUACGAGAGCACUACCGGCAAUUCCAACAAUGCCUUCUAGACAGGUUGAGAACUUCUCUCGCAAGCCUCAGCGUACCCCUUCGAUUAAACUCUCGCUCUUCCCCAACGCUGAUAUUGUGGCCGCUCCAACUUCUGCUCCUUCUCCUGCAAAGCCUCUUCCUCCUUCUCCCGCUGAGGAUAUGGUCCGGUCCCAAGAUCGUCCGCUUCGUCGACCGGCUAGUAUCCAGAUUCGCAGCAACCACGCUCCAUUUCUCUCUUCUGUUCGCCCCAAGACCUCUUCAAGCCGUCCUCAACUAUACAAAGCCGAAUCUGUACCCUGCCUUCGCGGUGCGAGCACCCUUCCCAGAGCUCCCAUGGUCAAAAAACCUACCUCAUCGCCUCUACCUCCCCUUGACUUGGGCAUGCCUAUUGUCGGUCUAGCACCACCCGCACCUCCACCAUCACUUCCUCUGCCCAAGUUGCCGCCCGGUGCGCAGCCAAAGGCUUUGGCAGUCUGAUAUCACGCUUCUACUAGUCCUCUUUUCCAUAACCCUUUCUCAAGCUUGCACUAUCACGAUACAAUGGGUUUGGGUAAUGUCUUUGUGUUCACAAAUCUCUUUUUCUUGGCGCGACCAAAUGCUGGCAUUUUUUCUUUUCUUGGAGAAUUUGUUUUUAACGAAAGGACAUUAUGAUAUGGGGGUCACAAAAAUCGCGUUCUUUGUUUCUCUUCUCUUGCUUCUCAAUAUUGUAGAAACUUCUUCUAGAUAGCGCCUUCCUC